Oldenlandia corymbosa var. corymbosa is the source of this 1793-nucleotide messenger RNA. Lineage: Eukaryota; Viridiplantae; Streptophyta; Magnoliopsida; Gentianales; Rubiaceae. The record is from the annotation of a GenBank genome assembly.
UUUAAAUAGCAUAGCCUAAUCAUCACACACUUCACCUCUAUCCUCUCUACUCACACACACACACACACACACAGAGUACACCCAGAAUUCUUCCCACUCGACGGCGGGUGAGUCAUCAAUAUGAAAGCCUCAAUUAAGUUCCGGGAGGAGCAGAAGCCCUUACUCAGAGCUAAAAUCCCUCUGAAUGUUCUCAGCUUCCCUUUCCAAUCAGGAGUCGUCGCUGGUGAAUCCAAAGAACUAGCGCUAAAUCUCAGCACUUUCUUUGACGCCGGCCCUGCUUUCAAGAUCGUUUACCGCCCCAAUGAUUCCGAAAACCCUUUCAGCUUCAUCUGCAAGACUGGAAUCGGGAAUCUCGGGUCCCCGAUCUCCAGCCCUUUCACGAUGAGUGCCGAAUUCAACUUUGUCGGGAACCAAAACCCCAGUUUCUUCAUCCAUUUCAAGCCUAAAUUCGGGGAUUUCUCGAUCAAGAAGUCUCACUCGUCCUCCACAUCCACCUCCGCCUCCACCGCUGCCGUGAAAAAGAAUGAGCCCAGAAUCGCAGGCGUGGGGAAAGGCGAUGAGACUACGCUGGUCAAGCACGGGUACGCCGUCGACGGGCCUGGGCUGUUUGCCGGUGCCGGGAAAAUCGCGGUUUUGCCGGCUGAGUCCGCGGCGGUUGCUACGGGAAUGAUGGAGAAUGUCAUAACGGGGUCGGAGAUCAAAGCGAAGACAGCUUUCCCUCUGAAUGGCGCCGCGAUAGCGAAUCUCCGGUGGUGCCUUAGGUUUCCGCCGAACGCGACGGCGGAAGGGGAAGAGGAUGCGGUAUUAGUCGGGGCGACGAAUAAGCCAAUGGCUGGGAUUUCGUUUGCAAAAUUGCCAAUGCUCUUGAUGGAUAAAAUCUCGAUCGAACACGUGGCCCAGAAAGAUACAAAAGUAAACGGGUCGGGCUCCUCUAAUUUAGCCGGCAAUAAUGACGUGUCUGGGGCGUGUUUGGAAAUGAAGAAGCAGCUGGAAACCAUUCAAACUGAGAAUGGGCUGCUGAGGAAAGCAUUGGAUGAUCUGAGAUCAGAAAUAUCUGCCGACUUUUCGUUGUCUCCUGCCGGCGGAGGCUACGGCGGCGGUCGAGUUGAUCGGAAACAACCAGGGACGGAUGGGAAAUCGUCCAAGGCCAUUGAAGGAGAUGUGACUGGUGGUGGGUCAAAGAGUGGAGUAAAGGGUGGUAAAUGACUUUGAAUUCUGGGGAAUUCAUUGUCAUCAUUUCUUUUCACGCAUUAGUUGGCUUAAGAGUUUAAAAAAGCAUGUCUAUAGUGUUAAAUUCUUGUAUAACCGGUAGAACAUUGAGUUUUGCUUGAAUGAUCAGACUUAAAUUUUUAUGGGGAAAUAAUUAUUGUGACAUUUUCUUAAACCUGAUGGAAACCAUUAUGACCCAAUUGAUCGGGAAAAAAUAAUCUCGGUUUGUAAGUCACCAACAAAAAAUAGGAUUGAACAUUCUGUUAAACACUGUUAAAAAUUGGCCCAGUGGUAGCAUAUAAGUAAAGGAGAAUGACAAACUCAUUGUAAUUUUGUUUUGUGUCAUGGCGUCAUGUCUGCCAAAUGACUUCAUGGCUAUUACGAAAACAUCCUAAGAAGGGCUUUGUUUGGAUCUUUUUGGGUGCAUCAUUUUGUGUGGAGAAUUUAAAUGUGAAUAUAAAAAAGUGUGUUGAGUAGACAAAUACAGUAUAUUAGACGAAACAAAACCAGUCAAAGAGAACCAAUAUUGCCCACGGAUACCAUCAAAUAUGAAAGAAAAAGAAAAUGAUUUUGGUUCAAUGGAG